Hemibagrus wyckioides is the source of this 643-nucleotide messenger RNA. RefSeq lists its product as uncharacterized. The coding region runs from base 11 to 412 and encodes 133 amino acids. The transcript has 2 exons. Gene Ontology annotation, cellular component: EKC/KEOPS complex. The record is from RefSeq and is a predicted model, not a curated record. Lineage: Eukaryota; Metazoa; Chordata; Actinopteri; Siluriformes; Bagridae.
CCUAUCCAAAAUGGCGGCACGUUUGACGCGUCUGUUCGUGAAAGGCUCACUUUCGUCAGAGGUCAGAGGUUACGGCUUCCAGUCAACAAACAUGGCGUGCACGGUGAAGGGAGAGCUGAAGUGUAAAGACGGGAGAACGAGCAGGUUCACGGUGGAGGCGGAGAACAGUUUAAAAUCCGUCAUUGAAGGAGUGAAGAAGAUCAACUCGGAGAUCUCGGUGGUUUUAACGGGGCUCGUGGAGGAGGAGGACGGGGUCAGUGCGGAGGGAGGAGAGUGUCACGCGCACGAUGAGGAUGAGGAGGACGAUGAGGAGGAGGAGAGUGAUGAAGAAGGUGCAGCUACAGAGAGCACUGAAGUUAAAGUAAAGCCUGAACCUCCAGCGAAGCGUCUGAAGACCAUCACACCAUCCUGACCUCCACGCCUCUGCCCUUGUCCUAAAAACUGACCAGGAUUUAUUUUUGUUACUCUUGAGAAAUGAAGCUUCGGUGUAGACACGAGGGUAAAAAGAUUUAAAUACAAAAGAAGUGUCAAGUGCUGAGGGAACUUCAUGAUUGGAAACUAAACAACGUUUUUCCUGUAAAUAAGCAGAAAUAAAAAAUACAAAACAAAUAUCAGUUUUUUUUAAUAAAGACGUAAAAAUGUG